Amborella trichopoda is the source of this 2318-nucleotide messenger RNA. RefSeq names its product Pentatricopeptide repeat (PPR-like) superfamily protein. Lineage: Eukaryota; Viridiplantae; Streptophyta; Magnoliopsida; Amborellales; Amborellaceae. Gene Ontology annotation, biological process: RNA modification. The record is from RefSeq and is a predicted model, not a curated record. Gene Ontology annotation, molecular function: RNA binding; protein binding.
CAAACAAACCAAAAAAAUUGAAUCAGCUACUGUUCUAAGGUUGAGACUGGCAACUCUUCAUUUCCAUCCUCACCUUCAUCCCAAUGUUAUAUUAGACGAGAUUAAUUUUUUUUGAAAGAGAUUAAUUUUCUCUGUAACCAAAUAACAUUAAGUCCUUUCAUUGUAAAUGAGAUCACUCUUCCAUCGCCAUUACACCACCUCAAUCAACACCAGCGACCCGAAUUCUUUAGUUCUCGAAAUCAUCGACCUCUGCAAAUCAGGCUUUCUUUCUCAAUCUCUGAAGCUUCUGCGCUCGUUAAACCCUCUUAAAAUUGCCAAGAAACCCAUAAUCUACGCCUCUCUUUUACAAGCAUGCGCAAAAAACCUCUCUCUACGACAAGGAAAUGCACUCCAUUCUCACAUUAUCAAACUGGGUAUCGACUCCGAUCGCUACAUAUCAAAUAGUCUCUUAGCAUUGCACUUCAAGUGCUCUGAAAUAUCUGAAACGAGACGGGUUUUCGACUUUCUCGCUUUAAAAGAUGUGGUCACUUGGACCUCGAUGAUAUCGAGCUAUGUUCGAGCUAACGAACCCAAAAGAGCUUUUGAAUUGUACUCUGAAAUGGAAGAACAAGGUGUCGAGCCCAACGAGUACACGCUGUCUUCUUUGAUCAAGGCCUGUGGAGAGAUGGGUAAUCUAGAGCGAGGUAAACUCUUUCAUGAGAUGGUUAGCGAGAAAGGUUUUGAGUCUAAUUGUGUUAUCACUAGUGCUCUUAUCGAUAUGUAUGGUAAAUGCAGCAGCUUCGAAGAGGCUCGCAAAGUGUUUGAUGAAAGGGAGCAAAGAGAUACAAUUUGCUGGACCUCUCUCAUGGCUUCAUACACUCAAAACAAUCAAUUCAAAGAAGCACUAGAGCUCUUUAUGCUAAUGCAAAGGAGUCCAAAUGUUAAACCAGAUGGGUUUACUUUUGGCACUGCAAUUGCAGCUUGCGGUAAUCUAGGAUUGAUCAAGCAAGGCAAGCAAAUUCACAGUAAGUUCAUUAUAAUAGGAUAUGAAAUGAAUGUUGUGAUUCUUAGCAGUAUUAUUGAUAUGUAUGGUAAAUGUGGUUUCAUGGAUUUCGCGCACAAAGUAUUUGAUGACAUGAAUUUUAGAAACUCAGUCACUUGGUGUGCUUUGCUCAAUGGGUACUGCCAAAAUGGUUACGGAGAAGAGGCUCUAGCUCUCUUUCGGAGGAUGCAAAAUGAAGGAAUGGGUGGUGAUAGUUAUGGACUUGGUACAGUACUUAGAGCCUGUUCAAGCCUAUCGGCUUUGAGGCAAGGCAAAGAGGUCCACGCUCGAUUCCUAAGAAUUGAAGGGUGUGAUAAUGUAGUUGUAGAGUCAGCUCUAAUCGAUAUGUAUUCAGAAUGUGGGUGCAUUCGAGAAGCGAAAUUAAUAUUCGAUGAAACUAAACAUAAGAAUAUUGUAGUAUGGAAUGCAAUGAUAUGUGGGUUCGCUCAGAAUGGUAAGGGAAAAGAGGCUUUGGGUUUGUUUGAUGAGAUGAUAAAUUCUGGAAUUUCCCCUGAUUAUGUCACCUUUAUCGGGGCUCUAUUUGGUUGUGGCCACUCAGGCUUGCUUGAGGGUGGUCGGCACCUCUUUCACUCUAUGACAGAGAAACAUGGAAUCGAUCAUGGGUUAGAGCAUUGUGCUUGCAUGGUCGACCUCUUAGGCAGGGCUGGUCUCUUAGAAGAAGCUGAGGAUCUGAUAGAGAGAUCAAAUUUUAAGGAUGAUGCUUCUCUUUGGGCAGUUUUGCUAGGUGCUUGUACCUCAUAUUCGAACUUAAGAAUAUCAGAGCGAGUAGCAAAGAGAAUGAUAGAAUUGGAUCCGAAAUACCAUUUGACGUAUGUUCUUUUGUCAAAUGUGUAUGCGGCUUUUGGGAGGUGGGGUGAGGUUUCAGUUGUGAGGAAUUGGAUGAAAGAGAGAGGGAUCAAGAAGAUGCCAGGGAGAAGUUGGAUUGAAGUUAAGAACAAAGUGCAUUCUUUCCUUGCUUAUGAUGAUUCCCAUCCUCUAAAAGAUACGAUUUACACAGAGAUAAGGAGAUUGGAUGUAGAGAUGAGAGAGGUGGGAUAUGUGCCAAACAUGACCCAUGUGAUCCAUAGUGAAGAAUGGUGUUGGAAGAAAGGAUAGCACUUUCUCGAUCUAAUAAUCAUUCAUUGCUUUAUUGACUUCCAGUUGGAAUAGGAAUACCAACUUACUAACUAAUUCUUGAUGAUUUACAAAUUAGAGAGCAAAUUGUUGCCGGAGGAUCAUAAAGCAUUAGGCACAUAGCAAGUGGCUGAAUAAGGGGAGAGAGAGAGAGAGAGAAGAG